AUGGUACGAGCUAAGUGCUGGACCCUGAAGAAACACUUUGAAGGCACUCCCACCAAGAGUAACUUUGAGUUGAAGGAAGUUGAGCUCCCUGCAAUACAAGAUGGAGAAGUGCUUCUUGAAGCUUUGUACCUCAGCGUUGACCCUUACAUGAGAGUUGCUGCAAUGACUUCUUUGCAAGAAGGUGACACAAUGAGUGGAGGCCAAGUUGCCAGGGUGGUGGAAAGUAAAAAUGCUGCCUUCCCGGUUGGCAGCAUUGUGGUGGCUUCAUCAGGAUGGACAUCUCACUCCAUCUCUAAUGGGCGAGGGCUGGAGCUGCUGCCUGAAGGAUGGUCAGAGACACUACCUUCAUCGUUGGCUCUGGGAACAGUUGGCAUGCCAGGUUUAACAGCAUACUUUGGCCUGUUUGACAUCUGUGGUUUGAAAGGUGGAGAAACAGUGCUGGUGAAUGCAGCUGCUGGAGCUGUAGGUUCAGUGGUGGGACAGAUUGCUAAAAUAAAAGGCUGCAAAGUAGUUGGCUGUGCAGGCUCUGACAAAAAGGUGGCAUUUCUAAAAGACCUCGGUUUUGAUGUUGCCUUUAACUAUAAGACAGUGGAUUCUUUGGAAGAAACACUGAAGAAAGCCUCCCCUGAUGGCUACGACUGCUAUUUUGAUAACGUAGGUGGAGAGUUUUCCAACGUUGUUAUCACUCAGAUGAAGAAAUAUGGGAGGAUUGCUGUGUGUGGGGCUAUCUCUCUUUACAACGAUAAAGUUCCUCAACAAGGACCCUAUGUGCAAUUUCACCUCAUUUAUAAGGAGAUUCGCAUGGAAGGGUUUACUGCCUCACGCUGGCAAGGGGCCACUCGCCAGAAGGGGUUGAAGAACUUGCUGCAAUGGGUCUUGGAGGGCAAAAUCCAAUACCAGGAACACAUCACCGAAGGAUUUGAAAACAUGCCCACAGCAUUCAUCGGAAUGCUAAGAGGAGACAAUCUUGGAAAAGCAAUUGUGAAAGUUUGAAGAAUGCAAGAUUAUGUCAUUUAGAGUUCAAAGUAUGGGAUUUUAACACCUGUUUAAACACGCGUUACCCAAAGGUCUCUCAAAUACUUACUUGCUUUGCAAGACAAAUAGCCUUAAUUCCCCAAAAGAGAAUAAAAAUAAAGUAGUGUAUAGUCUGAAAAA
This is a messenger RNA of Ornithorhynchus anatinus (platypus), 1155 nucleotides long. It is a transcript of the gene PTGR1, whose product is annotated as prostaglandin reductase 1. Lineage: Eukaryota; Metazoa; Chordata; Mammalia; Monotremata; Ornithorhynchidae. Gene Ontology annotation, biological process: prostaglandin metabolic process. Gene Ontology annotation, molecular function: 2-alkenal reductase [NAD(P)H] activity; 15-oxoprostaglandin 13-reductase [NAD(P)+] activity. Gene Ontology annotation, cellular component: cytoplasm. Bases 1 to 993 code for a protein of 330 amino acids. The transcript is spliced from 9 exons. The record is from RefSeq and is a predicted model, not a curated record.